Molecule: messenger RNA, 2893 nt
Organism: Planococcus citri (citrus mealybug)
Lineage: Eukaryota; Metazoa; Arthropoda; Insecta; Hemiptera; Pseudococcidae
Product: transcriptional regulator ATRX homolog
Exons: 1
Coding region: 223-1518 (431 amino acids)
Source: RefSeq, a predicted model, not a curated record
GUAUACAGAGAUACGAGGUGUGCAUCGAUUGUCCUUACCUCCCUCCCUCGUACGUCAUCUUUCGUCACUUCCGAUCGCGAGCUAAUGCACCUAGAAGUAUAUAAUCUACCGGAUAUCUCGAUUCGCCGACAGUUGAUACGCGUAUUGUAGACGACGACGAUUUACCAGUUCAACGUAAAGAUUCGCAUUCGCGGUCACCGCCGUAUUUCGGUACUCGCAAACAUGUCUCGAAGCGGUUUGGUUUCGGUUUCUUGUGUUGUGGUUAUCGCGUUUUUCGCCAAAAUCGACUGUGCGACGAUCGCACGUACAGAAGUUCAAAAUAAACCCAAAGAUCUAACCGCAGCUGCCAAUGUGAUCGAGCUAGAUCAGCUGGAUCCGAGAAAUCAGGCUGUUUACAGUAGUUACAGUAUUGUCGAGACAUCCGGCGGAAAUACCGGACCGAAUCGAGUCAAGUACACGAAAAAUGAAUACGAACCUGCCGGACAAAACAGCGAACAUAAGCCAGUCAGUGGCCACGGUGGGCGCCCGGAUCGUCGAAAGAAAUUCCAAUUCAACGACGACGACGAUGAUAGUUCCAGUUUCAGCAGCAGGAGCAGCAGCAGCCCAAAGAGCAGUGAUUACAAAUCUUCAUCUUCCGAGCAAGUGAGUCGACCAUCUAAAAGUAAAUCAUCUUCUCGUAAGUCUUCCUCCGGUAGUAAAUCCUCUCCUAAAAGUAUCAACGAAAUAGUCGAAGGAAGCCCACCUCUUCAAGAGGCCGGUUCUAGCAAAAAAUCCACCCUCAGUGGCGGUGAUUUGAGCAAAGAAGGAUCUUUCUUAAGUGGCAGUAUAGGUGACGGAUUCGAAGAAGGGUACGAUAAAGAAAAACAUUACGACAAAGAAGGUGGCAAAAAAUAUGUCGAAGCCCACAAAGCCGAAGCAGGCGAAAAAGCCCAACAAGGAUAUAAAAAGGAAGAAGGAUUUGACAAAGCUGAAGACGCCAAACAUGGUAAAGAAGAGAAGAAAGCAAUUGUCAGCGAAAAAGAAGGUGAAAAGAAAGGCCAUCUGGAGCAGGAAAAAGAAGAAAUCAAAGAAUACAAAGGCGCCGAUGGCGAAAAAGGUAUAUCAGUUACCAAAAAAGGAGGCCACAAAAAAGGUCAUAAGAAAACCGGUUUCCACAAAGUGCAUCAUAAAGACGAAUACAAAAAAGACGAAGUGUUCUAUGACGAAGCUCACAACGGAGACGAGCACGAAGAACAUGCCCACGAACACGAGAAGCACCACAAAGAAAAAGGAGGUUCGGCCAAGAAGAAUCAUGUCGACUCUGGCUACCACGAAGGCCAUGGAGAAAAGAAAGGUAUUCAGAAUAAAGGCCAUCACUUUGAAGAAGCCUCAGGCCAUAAGAAAGAAGCAGGCCAAGAAGCCCAUCACGAUAAGAAAUCCGAAUAUGGUAAGAAAGGCAGCGUUAAAGAAGGUGAGAAACAUGGUCAUGUCGAAGGAGGUUCACAUGGCGGAGGAUAUGCUGAUCAUGGAUACUUCUAAGCUCCAUCGCAUCAAAAUAACUUCUUUAUCUAGUCACACUUUAUACAGUAAAGUGUUUUUUACCUCUUGUAUUAUUUUCGUCUUCUCAUCUCUGUAUAACUUGUAGGUACUUACCUACCUAUCUUCCUACCUGUGUAAGUUUUUCCAGGUGAGAGGAGUUUUCUUGCCCCCUCCCCCUCUACCCAAAUCCACUCUUGGAUUAUGGAAUAUUGUAAUUCGAGCUGCUGUAAUACGUAUACGAGUAAAAACAGUAGUUGUAUAUUUAACCAGUUACCAGGUUUAGUAUUUUUAUUCUCACAGAGGGAGGUUGUUAUAAACGAUAAUUCUAUUGUCAAGGUGUCUCGGUAUACUUAUUAGUAAUGCUGGAAUCGGUCAUAAAAUUUGAAUUCACUUUUUUUUACGUACCUACCUAUCUCACAACAGAAGCGUCACAAAUAUGACGAUAAUCAAAAGAGUGGUAUACUGGAAUUUUUCAACUUGUCGUAUGAGUACUCGUAGGUAAAAGGUUGACUUUUUAUGUGAAUAUUAUUUCUCGACCACAUAAAUUCGAUCGAUUAAAAUAAUUUCACAUCGUUUCAAGGAAAAGAAAAACUAGCUAGGGGUUUAAAAUAUUAGGUAAUAAUGGUGCGAGGUAGUUGUUUUUUUUACGAUGCCAAGUUUUGCUGGUAACUAGUUUUCUAUUAGCUUAACCCCGUUAGCCUAACUAAAGAGAAGUGUAAUUUACGAUCUGUGCUUCUUCUCUUUUUUCUUUCUCAUUUACAAUUGUUACAUUGAAACAUAUUCGUUAAUACGCUUUUGUCAACUUAUUCGAGUUUUAACCCAUCCAAACACUUCAGUUGGAUAUUUUACUUCGUGUAAGUUUCAUUCAGAAUGGAAAGUGUAGUUUUUUGAAACGAAUUUAACAGUUUUGAUAUUAAUAUUGUAAGGGAGAAAUUUGAUCUAGGGGUUAUCUAGAGUUGUAAAAUCGUUUCGAAGAGUGAUUAUUGGUAUCAAAUUUUAUGAUUUUUGAUUAAAUUUUACGAUUGGGUUCGAACUUAGAGUGAAGAAAUGAAAACAAUUUCGAAGUGUUCGUGUGAAAAGAGUUUCUAGAUCAAGUUGAGGUUAUAAAAUCUUCACUUGGAGCAAUUAUUUCUACAGCAGACUCCUUCGGUUCCCCUCCCCCUUGAAUGAGCUCGAAUAAUUGAGUGGGCCACUGAAAGGGAGUGAAAAAUAAGUACCUUUCAUGAGCUGAGAGAAGUUCCAACUUUCUUUUACUGUGGCUCUUCUCGAAGUGGAUUUACCCAUACGUAAGAUUAAUUACUUAAUUUUAUUAUAUUGUUUAAGAUGAUUUUUCGUUUUACCUAUUCAUUUUAUGUCGUCUGUUGUGUUUACAUGU